Molecule: messenger RNA, 1532 nt
Organism: Paramecium pentaurelia
Lineage: Eukaryota; Ciliophora; Oligohymenophorea; Peniculida; Parameciidae
Source: the annotation of a GenBank genome assembly
AUGAAUAAGUAUACUCUAUAAUUUAAAGAUGCUACAAUUGAAAAAAAAUAUAGAUAAUAAUCUGCAGAUAGUGUUUAAAUACCAACAUUUACUUUUUGUGCUUAUUCAUCAAUUCUAUACUUUAUGGUUUCCUUAGCAAUUUAAAUAAUUGAGUAGGAUGUUACUAAAAUUAUUGUAAGAGUAAUUGAAAUUGUAUUACUUAUUGGUACUUUACUUAUAGUCAACAGAAAUAAAGGCAAAGUUAAUAUAGGACUCUUUUCUGUUAAUAUAUUGAUUGCUUUAUUUGAGUUUGAGACAGAUGAUUCUUAUGAUAGAUUAAAUUAUUACCUUUAUGGAUGUAAUACAAUGCUUGUUCAUACCAUAAUCAUAUUCACUCAAAGUUUUAAUUAUGCAGUAAUAUCAAACUUUGUUAUGUUAGUGAUAAGAUUAUCUGUCACUGGUCUUUAUACUUAAAUCAUCUAUAUUUAAUUAGUUAUUGCAAUUCUAACAACUUUUGGGUUUAUCUUCAUUUUAUAUCAAUCAGAGAAAUUUUAAAGAUCUUCAUUUUUGAUGACUUUAAAAGAUAAUUCAUGGGGUAAAAUACAAAAUCAUUAUUUUAGAAAUUAUGUUACCAUCUAUAUUGACUAAACCAUUUCUUGUGUUUAAUUUUGACAAUGAUACAUUCUCAUAUUAAUUAAAAAUGAUAAACAAACUGGGAUUUCCUUUUGAAGAUACAAAUGCUUUACAUUCAUUUUUAAAAGAAGCUAAAUAUGGAAAGAAAACAUUAUAAGAGCAUAUAUAUUUCACAAUAAUAUCUUGCAAUCCCUAAUAGUUUUAACCUUUUGUCUAAGAACUAAAAAUAGUAUUUAAAAAGAAAUAAAUAUAAUUGUUGCUUUCAGGUUGUUAUUUAGGACAACCAAAUUUUAUAAUUGUUUUAUAAUCUGAAGAUAAGGAUAUAAAGUAAAUGUAAUAAUAAUUCAAAUAAUAACAUUAAAUAUAUUUGAAAUAUUUUGUAAAUCACAUUAGAUAAACAUGCAAAUAUUUAAAAAUGAUUGUAGAACAUAAUCAUAUACAUUAAGCAAUUAAAUUAUUAAUUUCACAUAAACAAAGUUUAUUAUUUGAACAUUAUAAAUUUGAACAAUAGAAAAAUAUCUCUCCACACAAAAUAAUAGAUAAAUUAGUCAAUUAUUUUAAAAGUAUUAAUUAUAAAAUUAAAUUCACAAAUACUAAAUUUGAUGAUAUAUAUACCAUCAAACCUUGCUUUUUAAACUUUUUAUAUGAAAUAUUCAAAAAUUUGGAUAGAAAUUAACAUUAUCAUUUAAAAUCUUUUUCAUCAAAUAAUCAAUACAUUAUUUCUUUAAAAGGAUUAUAAGAAUAUCCUAAAUCUAAUCUAUUCUAGUUUUGUACAAAAUGUCUAAUAGAGUAAACAAUUUAAAUUGAUAAUUGUAUUUAAAAAUUUAAUUUAAUUAGGUAUUCAAUUUAUAUUUUUGGAAAUUCCAAUGAUCUCAUAUUAUAAUUCAAAUAUGAGAACAUAAGAUGAUCCCUAUGAAUGA